AUGAAGUCCACUCUGCUCACCGCCCGUCUAGCGGGCUCGCGCAACGCGUUACGGGCGACGCGUCCUGCGCUCAGCGCACGCAACUAUGCUACACCCCCUCCCAAUAUCGCGCCCGAUGACGACCCGCAACUCGGCCCCGACUACCCCCAUCUGCCCCCCAUUUCGAGACAGUACCUGCCCGCUCUCAAGAGAUGGGACGAUCCACAGAUGCGCCGCAACUUUGGUGACCCUUUGUACAUGCGAGAGGAGAUGCUGUCGAUGUGGGGUCCCGAUAUCCCUCCGGUACCACCACUGGUCGCGCUGCGCUGGUUUACCAUUGCAGCGCUCGGCUUCGUCUCAUUCGGCGUACUGACAAAGUACGUUUUCACUCUGGAACGUCCAGCGGUACCGCGCGAAUACCCUUACUCGGGGCUGGUGACUGAACUCGGCGGGCUUGAGGAAAACAAGGCACGAGAGCUGACUGAGUCAGAGGACGAAGAGUAG
Laetiporus sulphureus 93-53 is the source of this 483-nucleotide messenger RNA. RefSeq lists its product as uncharacterized. The record is from RefSeq and is a predicted model, not a curated record. Lineage: Eukaryota; Fungi; Basidiomycota; Agaricomycetes; Polyporales; Laetiporaceae. Gene Ontology annotation, cellular component: mitochondrion. The transcript has 3 exons. Bases 1 to 483 code for a protein of 160 amino acids.